This is a messenger RNA of Triticum dicoccoides, 1731 nucleotides long. RefSeq names its product poly [ADP-ribose] polymerase tankyrase-2-like. Gene Ontology annotation, molecular function: protein binding. The transcript is spliced from 11 exons. The record is from RefSeq and is a predicted model, not a curated record. The coding region runs from base 112 to 1497 and encodes 461 amino acids. Lineage: Eukaryota; Viridiplantae; Streptophyta; Magnoliopsida; Poales; Poaceae.
CUUCUGCUGCGGUAAACCCCCAAACCCCAACAGGCAACAGUCGAGCUCGAGGCACCGGUGGUUCGAGGCGAAGACCCAAGUACAGUAGAGCAUCGCCGGCCGCCGGCGACCAUGAACGGCUCGGGAUUUGAUAUGAGGCUCGGCAUCGAGAGCGCUCUUCGACGCGCGCUUCCGUACGGCGGUCUUCCUGGCAAUGACUCGCCGCAGACGGCCUUCUUCGACGCGGCCACCGGGGGCGACCUCCGCCGCCUCAGGGAGUUGGCGAGCGGCAAGGACGCGGAGGAGAAGGCGUGGCUUGCGGAUGUGUCCAUCCAAGGUGUUGGGCCGUUUCAGGCCGCCGCGCGCCUAGGAAAAGUUGAUGUGUGCAGGUGCUUGGUGGAGGAGCUCGGCUUUGACAUCAAUGCUGGAAGCAAAAUUGGUGUAACUGCGUUGGCUGCUGCUGCAUUGGAUGGAAAAAUGGCUGUUGUCAGGUACCUUCUUGACAAUGGGGCAGAUCCAAAUAAGAAAGACGACGCAGGCUCUGUUCCUCUUCACUGUGCUGCAAAAUUUGGGCAUCACGAAGCAGCAAGACUAUUGCUAUCUAGAGGAGCUAGUGUUGAUAUAGCUUAUUUCCAUGGGACACCACUACAUAUUGCUGCUUACUAUGGGAAGGCCAGUGUCAUGAAAGUCUUAUUGGAGCACCAUGCAGAUCCGAACAAGGUUUCAGAAGUUUUAGGUACACCAUUGAUUGCAGCUCUAAGUGCUACUUCUGAAGGACUACCAGAGUCUAUUUCGUUGAAGUGUGUGAAACUGCUUGUCAAGGCAGGUGCAGAUGUAAAUUCUACUAAUCCCGAUACUGCCUUGGUAGUGGCAACUACUUACGGGUUAACUGACUGCAUUAAGUACUUGCUAAAGGCUGGUGCAGACCCUAAUAUCCCAAAUAGUCAUUGUGGUGCCAUGCCAAUACAACUCGCAGCAAGCUGUGGAAGAAGAAAGCAUGUGGAGUUACUAUUUCCAUUAACUUCUCCCAUUCGAACUAUAUCAAACUGGACUGUUGACGGAAUUCUUGCUAAUGCCAAAUCAAAACGCUCCAAGCCCAGGGAUGAGGAAGAUGAUGACAAUACCAAAGUCCAGCUGAAAUUAUGCGGUGAGGAAGCUGUUAAGAGAAAGGACUAUCGUGGCGCGUCAAUGUUCUACACCGAGGCAAUUGAGUUGGACCCGACUGAUGCAACACUGUAUUCGAAUAGGAGCCUGUGCCACAUGCAAAUGACUGAAGUAGAUAUGGCUUUGCUUGAUGCUAAUACUUGCAUUGAAUUGCGCCCUGAAUGGUUGAAAGGCUACUACAGGAAGGGAGUUGCUCUCAUGUUUCUCAAGGAGUAUAAAGAAGCAUGUGAUGUUUUCAUGGCUGGACUGAAGCUGGACCCUGGAAAUGCCGAGAUGGAGAAAGCAUUACGGGAGGCUGUUGAGGCAAUGAAAAAGGACCACUUCGCUAGAAAAAGCUUCAAACCAUCCGGUUAGAGAAACAUGUCGGCUCUGGAGGUCGUGCAACCCGUUUUAGGUGCCAUAGUAGUGGCAUAUUGCAAGUGUUAGAGGUAGAAUUCUCAGUGCGUAGCCUUGUUAUGACUCUGGUUUGUCAAUGGGCACUGUUUAGCAUGAUAUAUUGAUAUUACUCUGGUAGUCAGGUUUGUGAUGGCAUUGGUUAGCCUUAUGGAUGUGGUUCGUCAAAUGGCCAGCACUUAGAGCAUCUCCAAU